CAGGAAUUAUAACAAACAUGAGCAUGGAACCCAACUUGCGUGUAUCUCAGAAACCUAGCCAGCAUGAAUGGGUGAUAACUUUGUGUCCACCAUCUCCUUUGCGUGUUGUUUCUCUCCUCCAUGAUGCGCACAGAACUCACUUUUCAAUCACUGAGGUUGCCCAAAUUGAUAAUCACCGCUGUAUACAUAAGUCCUGUGCACCAGAAAAUAACCAAGAGUGGAUUAGUUCUGAUAUUGAGUCUCUAGCACCUGUUGACCAUCAUCCCUUAGAAUAUAAAAUUACUGUUUCAUUUAAAACUGUAAUCUAUGGUACCUUUAGACAGGCAGUGAUUUUUGAUAGUGGAACAGAGCCUGUACUUUUGCAGAGGUUAUGUGUAGAUGUGAUUCCUGUUGAAGAUCUGAAUACACUAGAGGAAACAAAAAAUACAAUUCUCACUAGGAGUGAGAGGUGGUGUGAGGAAAAUGUGAAAAUUGUAACAUAUGAGCCCAAACCCCACGAAUUGAGUGGUCAUGAUAAAAACAUUUUAUCUUCUUAUCCAGCCCCAACUAAUCAGAAUUUUGUGUUGACUCAAACAACCAUGGAGAAAAUACCUACCAGAAACAACUACAAAACUAGAUUACAUGAUCUUCUUCAUAUUGAAGAAUUAGCGCAAUUUGACUUGAUGUCAAGGUUUAAUAUUAAGACAACUUUACAGAUAACUAACAGCUAUCUUCUCUUGCCCUCUGCAGCAGCAACAGCUAAGUAUUCACGCCCAGGAGAACUCUUUGGGAAGUUGGAGCUCUCCUCAGAAAUCUCAGAGGAUUCUCUGCAUGGAAGGUUAGUCUUAUCAAAUUGUAACACAAUCCUUGUAGCGCCAAUAUCAGAGACUCCAGAAAAUGGCGUUGCAGAAAGUAACACCGAAAUCAAAAAGCCUAUGCGCCAAGUUUAUGAAGUGCUUAUAGAAGACAAAACGAAAAAGGAGAUCUAUUUAAGGUUUUCUGAAACGGCUGUUACCGAGCUUCAGUUGGGGGAUGAUGAGGAAGUCACAGUUGAAGUACAGUUCCAGCUGAAUAGACUUCCACUGUGUGAAAUGCACGCUGCAUUAGAUCGUGUACCAACGAUGGACCUGAUCUUUCCUGAUGUCUCCACUGAGCUCACCAUUCCCUGGAAUACAAAGAAACAGUGGGGUGAUAACAUCAAUAACAAACUCAACCCUAAGCAGCGGGAAGCACUCCUUGCAAUCACCGCUCCAUCUGAUAUAAUUUUACCUCCAAUAUUAAUAAUUGGACCCUAUGGCACUGGAAAAACAUACACGCUAGCACAAGGUAUCAAACAAAUCCUCUUACAACAAGAUACAAGAAUUCUGAUAUGUACCCAUUCCAACAGUGCAGCUGAUUUGUACAUUAAAGAUUAUCUCCACCCUUAUGUUUUAGAAGGACACGAAGAAGCGAGGCCCUUGAGAAUCUAUUAUCGAAAUCGCUGGGUUAACACUGUACCUCAGGAAGUGCAGCAGUAUUGCUUGAUUGAAUUGGAACAAGGGUGUUCAAAGUUCAAGAUGCCGUCUGAAGAAGAGAUCCUUAAGCAUCGAGUGGUUGUUGCUACACUGAAUACCUCGAGGCAAAUUGUUUCAUUAAACUUGGAAAAGGGUGUGUUCACUCAUAUCCUUGUAGACGAAGCAGCUCAGGCCAUGGAAUGUGAAACUCUAACUCCACUGGCAUUGGUGAAACCAGGAACACGUUUAGUUUUGGCUGGAGAUUACAUGCAACUAAGUCCUGAGGUCUACUCACCAUUUUGUGAAGAACGGGGUUUAGGGACCUCACUUUUAGAACGGCUCUACGAUCUGUAUCCAGUAAACUCCCCUUGUAAAAUUAUGUUGGUUGAAAAUUAUCGCUCCCAUUCUGCUAUAACCAAGUAUACGUCGGAUCUGUUUUAUGAGGGACGUUUAAUUGCCAGUGGAAAGCAGGCUGCUCAUCCAAAGUUUUACCCGCUGACUUUCUUUACUGCUAGAGGAGAGGACUUUCAAGAUCCGAAUUCAACUGCCUUCCAUAACAACUCAGAGGUGUAUGAGGUAUGCGAACAGGUUGGAGAAAUUGUCAAACACUGGCCAGUUGAAGAUUGGGGUCCUAUUGCUGAAGGAUCCAUUGGUGUUGUAACACCGUAUGCUGAUCAGAUGAUUCGGAUAAGAGCAGAGUUGAGAAAACGCAAGCACCAUAAGAUCAAUGUAGAAAGAGUGUUAAAUGUACAAGGGAAGCAGUUUAGAGUUAUUAUCUUGUCAACUGUCCGAACGAGACACACUUGCAAGGCAGGUGAUGAUGAAUUAGAUUUUGGCUUUCUAUCAAAUGCUAAGCUGCUCACGACUGCCAUUACUAGAGCACAAAGUUUGGUUGCUGUUGUUGGAGAUCCUGUAUCUCUCUGCUCGAUUGGCAAGUGCAGAAAACUGUGGGAGAAGUUUUUGCAGCUCUGCUCAGAAGCAGGAUCACUUUAUGGGAUCACCUGGUCUGCCCUCCGAGCUCAACUGGAUGGUGUUGAACUCAAGAAGACCUAUGUUCUAAAUCCGUUGGCUCCAGAAUUUAUUCCUCGUUACCUAUAUUUUUCACCCUUACCUUCACUUCCAAUGGUACCAACUAUGCCACCUUAUGUUAACUUUUUCCCACCUUACAGUUCUUACAUGCCUGCGUACCCUAUGCAUUCUGUCAUUGGACAUCAUCCAGUGCCAUACAUGCCUUCAGCCCAUAUACCUCCACAGUGGCCUGCUGUACGAUAUGGCAAGCCACUAAUGAAGCCUCCACCUGGUAGGCCAGCCCAACAGUUAGUUGCAUCCCAUCCUUUACGACCCCCAGUAACCUCAACAAUGGCACCUCCUUACAUUGAAGCAAUUGGUCACGAUUAUCUUCCCGUGCAGCCAGGUUUUUAUUCUAUGUACUAUCCACAUUGCCCUCCUAUCACCCACCCUAUAACGGCAAUUAGACCUCCACCAAAUAUAGAGUCAUAUAAUCGAAGUGCAUACAUUUCAGCCCUCCCUCAAACGUAUCAUGAUAUUAAACAGUUAACCCCACCUGCAAAUUUGUUACAUCCCAUUGGCUUCAAAAGUGCUCAUUAUGGACGGAGUAUGCCACUCCCUGUGCCACAACCAGAUCAUGUUAUACCCCAGAGUGAAGGAGACAAAUCAUACCAGUUCCUUAAUAAUGUACACUUUCCUGAACGUAAUCUUUCAUCCAACCCAUCAGCAGUUUCCCAGUCCAUCCGUUCACGUGCUGACACAGAAUCUCCUCUGUCGACUCAUUCUAGAGAAAGUUCCCAUUCUAGCAACAGUGAUAGUAGAACAUCCUUUAGACCUCAAAUUCAGCCAAUAUCUCGACCACCUCCCGAACCAAAGAUGCAUUCUGGUUUUUCUGCAUCAUUUGUAGCCCAUCAAAAACAACUUGAUGCCCAAGAUCAGCAUCCUGUUCAGAGGAGGCCAAGCUUUCCUACGUAUCGGCAGAAUGGGGAGAUUAUGUCAGAUGAAUCGGCUCUUCCUACUCCAGAUGUAGUUCGUAUCAUAGAUGACAUAAUUAGUGACAGGUCACCUACAAAAACUACAAAUCAGUGGCACUGGGGGGAGUCUGAAGAUGGUUCCAAGUUGGACCCUAUUCAAGACAUUUGUCAGGCACCAAUGGAUUUAUGGUUAGGAGGAAAUCAGCCUAAUAGGAUAAGGCCUUCUCACUCAAAUGUUCAGCAUUCUGCUUCCCCAUCUUGGUUAGGAGCAUCUGCUAAUAUUGGUAAAAUUGUUACAGUGCAAGAAGUGGAAGCUGGUUUAAGGAAGAGGCAAAAAGCUCAUGAACUGAAUAUUGGUAAUUCAUCAAGUCUCACAGCACCCCAAGCAUCUUCUGGGCUACCAGCAACUCACACUUCAACAGGGCAUCCAUAUUUCCAUGGGGACAGUGAAAAUUCCAGAAGAGGUAGAGAAGGUGAGGAAAUAAAAGAUGUGCGAAGUGGAAGAGUGGAUGUUCCUCCUCCACCUGGUUUUAGUGGGCUUAAUAGACUAGUUGACCCACUGACACAGUUAGAACUGAGAGAUGUUGAACCUGUUGGGCACAGAACCCCCAGUAUCCCUUUGUACUUGAGACGUGGAAGUCGUGAAACAUCUUCCAUGCGUGGGUGCAAUUCUCCGCUGAGUACUCAAGGUUCAAGUAGUACUAAUUCUAGUAAUAGUUAUGUUAUUGGAUCUUCCGUGUGGAACAGCAACUCAGCAGAUUUACAUUCCUCUUCAUCGCAAGGAGACUCAAGUUUUAAAGACAUGUCAUUUCUCCAUUCUGGAGGACAUUCAGUUGGGGGACAAAGUCAGUUGACUCAUAAUUCAAAUAACAAGACUUAUGCGGGAGUGUUGAGGUCCUCAUUGCAACAGUCGCCUAUAGACCAAAAUGAGGAGUCUAAUUAUCUUUUAAAAGACUUAACUGAUAAGCGACAUUGUAUGUCAAACCAUCUUUAUCAGUAUUUCCCAUGAUUUAAAUUUUUGUUUAUGUACAGAUCAUAUGAAAUUGAUUAUUUUUCAUCGAUUAUCUGAGUAUUGUCUCGUAGUUUUAUGCCGGAUCAUAUUUUACCUUUAGUGGAGAGAUUUUCAAAGGAAUCUUGAAAUUUAAGGUAAUGCUUCAAUUGAAUUCAACCAAUUGACCACAGAAAUUUAAAAACCUACUUUCCUGCAUUGAAUUAGGCUUACGGAAACUGGAGAUUUUGGUGUUUUCUUCAAUUAUAUAACAAUAAUGGAGGGGGCAUUCUGCACAACCAGUAGAAACAUACAGUCUGUAGAACCAUAAUUAUGGUAAAUACUUUUUUAUAAUUAUAAAAAUAACAUUUUCUGGAUUCUUACCUUUUUUUCAAUCUAUAUUUCAUUUAAGUGGGAACUUACAGGAGAAAACGGGUUACGGGCAAAGUGAACAUAUAACAUCAAAGUAUACAUCAGCCUUAUAAUAAUUUUACUAAAGCAUUUAUGGCUAUCCUGUUUACAAUUUUAAUUUAUUUAUCUUCAGAAAUUAUUGGUUUGCUGAGCCAGAUUAUAGUAGAGCUUAGUUUUGGCAUGUUACAUUAGAAUGUCAGAAAUAUGAGAUUAGAAGUUUGGGUGUAUGUUUUGAAAAGUUGAUGAUGUAACUGUACAUUUAGUUCUAUAAAUAAGAAAAAAAACAGAAACAAAACAUUUGCAUGUGUGGCAGUUUUUCCAUCUACUUGCAUUUUUAUGGUUUAUUAAAUUGUUUACUGAGACCUUAUUUCCCAGUACGUAUAUCCCUCCUUUUCUUGAGAAUUUAACAGUGAUCACCCAUCUUCCAUUGCUUGCUCUCAGUAAGUUCAUAAUUUUUAAAUGUUGUAAGUAUAACAAACGGCAAAAGUAUGCUCUCUCUCUAUUUUGGAUAGCAAGAGUUUUCCUAGGAGUAUUAAAACUGUGGCAAGUUCUCCAGGAAUCCAUUUUUAUUAAAAUUAUAAAUGUUUAAAUAAAAUUUUGUUUAACCCACCAACUUUUUAUCAGACGGUUUUCUCCUGUUGAGUGGUGAUAAUUGUGAAUUUUACAUGAAUGUGUGACCCACCCCUGGUUGAUGAAGCUAAUGCAUUAUUGAUAGAACCUCUAGUAUUAAGUUGAAAAUUUUAUAAUGAAAUUUUUAUAUUAUUUGGUACCAUUGGCAGUUGAAAAGAUUCCUUGGACUGAUUCACACAAAGGUUACGGCACUCUGUAAGAAUGAGGCUUUGUGGUGAUACUCAGAAUUGGCUUCUCUUAUUAAAACUGCAUUUAUUUUUUCUUCAAUCUCUGUACCAGUAUUUCAUUGAAUAUUGUAAAUAAGUUGCAUGUGAAAUUUAUACACUGUAAUUAGUAGCAAUUAAUGUUUGUAUAUUUAGAAGUACAAUUAAUCUUCACUCAGAGUAAUUCACCUUCAUCUAUUUUGUUUAUGAAUAAAUUUAGAAAGGAAAGAAACGGUGCAUAUUUUGUAAAAAAAAAAAUAAAAAAAAAAAGACAUCUUUAAAUGUUGUGUGUAUUGUAAAUAUAAAGUGAAUUAGUAAUGUAAAUAUGUUAAUAGAUGUUUGCAUACAUAUAUUUAUAUGUAAUGUAUAGUGUUUAUAUAUUUUUAUGUGUAUGCAGAUAUUUAAAAUGGGACACACAUACACGUAUUACUUGUACAUGAUAAUUCACUGACGUGACCAGUUGUAUUCUGAGGAAUAUCUAGUUCCGCAGCAAUAUUUCAGCAUGUUAUUUCCUGUUAGUACCGAUUAGCAAAAGAAAUAUUUUACAUACGCAUUUAGGUCAGAGUGUUGGAUUAGUGUUCAGAGGGUAGGGAGUGAUAGUUAAUUGUUGGUUAUAGAAGAACGAAAUAGACAUAGAUUGAUUCUCAGCAUACUGGUAUGUUGACACGUUAUUUUUUAUUGUGUGAUCUCAUUCUGAUUUGUUGGAUCUGAAUUGGAAUUCAAAAUUGCUGGUACAUUUAGGAAAGAGUUAUUGUGUUAAAUAAAAUGUACCUGUAUGUGUGUGUCUGAUUGUGGUUUGGAUGUGGACGUGUGUGUGUGUGUGUGUGGCGCGUGCAUGCAUGUGUAAUUAUACAGUAUAUUCAAGUUAAGUGAUUGUCUAUGAUUAUGAUUGGAGAGUAACGAAGCCCUGUGUGAAAUUUUAAAAAUUAAUGCGGAUUAGAUGUUCAUCGAGGAUGAGGCACUUUUUAUAAAUUUGUUUCGUAUUUUAUCUUUUGACUGUUUUAUGUUCUCGUUAUGUUACGUGUUUUACUGUGUAUUCACCUUCAUCAAUAAAAAAAAUGAAUUUACAAUAAAC
Macrobrachium nipponense is the source of this 6761-nucleotide messenger RNA. It is a transcript of the gene Helz, whose product is annotated as probable helicase with zinc finger domain. Gene Ontology annotation, biological process: regulatory ncRNA-mediated post-transcriptional gene silencing. NCBI's taxonomy places the organism in Eukaryota, Metazoa, Arthropoda, Malacostraca, Decapoda, Palaemonidae. Bases 18 to 4463 code for a protein of 1481 amino acids. Gene Ontology annotation, molecular function: helicase activity. Gene Ontology annotation, cellular component: P granule; cytosol. The transcript is spliced from 6 exons. The record is from RefSeq and is a predicted model, not a curated record.